AAAAAAUACAAGGAAUGAAGUUUAAGAAACUGUGUGGAUCAUGUUACCUUUUGUAAACAGGCACUGAUCCUGAAGCCACUUCCGUCUGACCUGAUAAACAAAUCCCCUAGAAACAAAUCUACAAGAAUCAAAACUAGUUCCCUACCCUAGCAUUCAGUAAGGAGGCUUUAAAAGAGAAAACAGUACAGAUAAUCCUAGUAUCAGUUAAUCAAGCAUUUGACGAAAAUUUGCCUUGAUUGUAUGUGAAAAAGAUGUGACAUACUGGAAGUUUGUAAAUCUUCACCCGACUACCUCGGCACACACAGCUAUAAAUCUUCAUGCUUCAAAUAAAAAAAUGCAAGAACCAAGCUCCAAUUACUCUCUAGACCUCGUCAAAGAAACCUGCAUCAGUGUGGAACUUCUAAAGAGAGAAGCUGAUCUUCAUAUUGAAAGUGUUGUUUUGUCUGGAAGCAAUAGUCCAGAAGAUGUCUUCAGUUCCUGUGAAAUGCAAGCAACAGCAGUUUGUAUGGACACCACUAAGUCUUCAGGUGACAAUAUCCGAAGAAGAGGUUAUACAGAGUCUUCACUUCUGAAGUUUCCCACAGAGGAGUAUAUUGGGAGUAACCAUACACCUUUCCAGUUUGACCGACAUGCUCUGGCCAGAAUUUCCACUUCUCCAACUUUAAGGCGUCUAAGGAUGGCCUCUGCCUCACAAGGAUCAUCAUUUCAGGACUGCUCUGACUCAGCUCAGCUGGGGAAAAAAAAGGAACACAUCAGCUCUCUCCACAUUUGUAAGAGUCCAUCUCGGUGCACCACAACUUCCUCACUAUUGUUGCCUUCUUGUGUCCAUGCAAAAUUACUGUCUUCCAAAGCCAAGUCUGAGACAAUUGCAACAGAUCCUAAAUCCACCAGCCCUAAAUCAAAGCUGCCAAGCCAAAAGGAUCCUCUCAGCAAUGGCAGUCCCAGUGAGACAAUUCAAAACACUUGGAGACCCAGCUCUACUACACUGCCUGAGAGACUCUGCCAUCCCACCCAUGCACCACAGGAUGGUGUCCAGAAGUGUGGAUUGCCCAUACAAAGAUCAGCAGAGCGCAGGCGUAGCUCCGUGGUGGUGAGUCUGACUGGACUUGAGGUGUUCCCUGGAGACCUCCUGGUGUCAGACAGUGCCGUGGACUACCUGCCCCAUGCUGCCCUCCUGCUAAGCGCAGAGUCCAAAAAGCCAAGGUGGCCAUUUGCCAAAAGAGGAGUUUCCUUGGAGAAAGACAGCCAGCAGGGUAAAGAUAAACAGAAGCAAGCAUCUGAUCUGGAAAACUGUCUUUCAACUGUUAAGAUCAUGGACUUCAGCACUUAUGAAUUUUUCUGCUUUAAGAGUAAAUCUUGGCAUGAAUUUCUAAAGGCACAACAGACUGAGCAGAAAGAUGUUGACAGCCGGUUGGAAGUGCAAAAAGAAGCAGCAGUGUGGGAACUUUUCACAAGUGAAUGCACUUACUUUUUGGAUCAUUUGCUGGUUCUCAAGAUGAUAUUUGUGAAUACUCUAAAAUACCUCCAGAGUAAUGAAUUUCUCCUGGAUGUGGAUUUGUGGAGGCUUUUUGCAAACUUGGAAGAGCUAAACAAGAUAAGUCUCAGUUUUCUGAGAACAUUUUUUGAAACUAUGAAGGAGCACGUCAGCAAGUUGGACUCUCCUAUGGAUUUCAGCUCCUUACUCAGAAAGUCUUUUCUGCAGUUUUUCCAGGGUGACCUCUGCCAGACACACCAGAUUUAUUGCCUUAAUUAUACCUCUGCUGUCUUCUACUUUGAAAACCUGAGGCAGAGAGAAGAUUUUGGCACCUACCUGAAGUCAGCUGAUGAGUUUGCAACCUCGCUGUCAGAGAGCAAGCUGAAGCCUAAGGCAGGUUUCCCUUGUCUUCAGCAGUGGUGUGAACAAAAUGAACAGUGUAAGAGGCUGCAUCUGCCAGAGCUGCUGGUUGCUCCUUUGCAUCGACUGACACGCUAUCCUCUCCUCCUCAACAACAUCUGGAAGAGGAGCACUGACGAAACAGAGAAAGGCUUUAUCUGGUCACUUAAAGAGAAAGUAGAAAAGUCCAUACGGGAUCUGGAAGGCAAAGUCAAGUGGCUGGACAACUUUCAAAAGUUUAGGCAGCUGCAAGAGGUCAUAAUUUGGCCUCACAUCUGGGAUCGUGACAAGAGAUUCUUUGUCCCAGAGUGUUUGAAGCAAAGCUUAAGAGAAAACAGCAGUGAGAACAUUUUGUCUUCAACAAACAGACUUCUCCUUCAUGAAGGGAGGCUAAUGCUGGCAGUCUGCCAGGUGCUGAAGAAAUCAGCUUCAUGGGCCAACACCUGCCACUAAAAGGGAGCAUUUCAUUACCACAUACUUGAAUAUGAUAGUAGGAAAACAGGAGUUUGAGAUGAUCCUACACAAAGUGCUCCAUGUGCCCAGGGACUGAUGUCAACACACCACACUUCUGUGGCACCAUAUCCACCCUGUGUUUCAUUGAAAAUUACUGAAAAGUCCAGAGGUUCUUCCUAUUUUUAUGUCACACCUCAUCGCUGAUAAGACUGCUGUUCAGAUGGAUACCUUGGAACACAAAGGUGUUGUCCUGCCAAGUGGCUUCCCUUUUACGAAUGGACCACCCAUACAACAUGCCAUUAAUUCCACAGGUAACACAUUGUCCCAGGUGAGCACAUUGACUCCUACAAUACUGCUUGCAGUGGUCUAUCACCCUGGCAGAGAGCAGACUCAUGUCUCCAGACACACAUCUGCUCCAGCACACUUCCUCCUCUCUUCCCUCACUGACCUUGAGGUCCACAUGGUCUCUUCCCUCUCUCUCCCAACUCCUUGCAUCACCAUCAGCUGGAAAAGAAGGAAGGACAGGACAAGAAGGAACAGGAAGAAGCCUCUUCUCCGGCUUCUUCUUAAAAAGUGAUCAUGGAGACAUCUAAUUGGCUCAGUCCCAGAAGUGGGUCUGGCUCAGAGCUGGGGAGAGUUUUGAGCAACUUCUUACAGGAGCCAUCUUUACAGCCCCUUCCACAUUACCAGAAAUCGCUCCAUGUCAAAUCAUGACACCUAGUUAAAAUCUUAAUUUUCAGUAGCUACUGGUGUUGCUCUGCCAAACAAUGAGUCAGCAUUAAGAAAUUUUCAAGCCAAACCUUCCAGAAACACACAUACACACAAAAAAGUAUUUUAGGAUCUCACAGGAUUGCCUGGAAGAAAUAGUUUUGAUCACUCUCUCCUUGCUGUGAAGAGUGCCUGAGCAUUUCAUGUCUACUUUUCAUAUCCAAAGAUGCCCUAUUGGUACAGGAUAGCUAGAGGACAGAUUAUAAAGGAUGACAUUUUCAGCAGAGAAAGGAGAUGAUUCUGGAAGUGAAAUAGGACAUCAAGUUGCAACCAAAGAGAGAAAUGAAAGAAAGAUUCAUGGAAAGAGAUAGAAGAAGCCAUAAACAAGGAAGAAGUCAAAGGAGUACACUCUGUAAAUUCAGUAAAAAGCUAAGGUUUCCUGCAGGAAGUUGCUUGAAAAAAAUUACUCCUGCUUUUGUUAAAUUGUUCCCUGUCAUUUAUUAUAAUACAACCUGAGUUUUCAACAUAUCUUGGAGAUCAACCUGAAAUUUUUUGAAGCAUCCUCACAGAUGUUAAUAUUCCUCACACCCUCAUGAUCUCUGAGACAGGAAGAAAAGUCAAUUUUGUGUAUUUUUGGAAAGGCUUUUGUAACACUCUGAAAUAAUAUUUUAUUGCUGCAAAAGUUCAUGAACAGGGUACUGUACCAGCAUCAGGAAAAGGUGACACUUUCCUAUUUCUUUAUCUCUGCCAUUUUCAAAGGUUCACUGUUUAGCAGGUAGGAUUUGCUAGUUUAUAGCAUGAUGAUUGUUGUAUUUGUGGGUACUUCAGGUGAUCCAGGUCACUUUUCCAGGCAGGCAAGGGGUUGUUUUUUAACAUAGCUGCCAGAAGAUUCAAGUAUUAGUAACCAAAACCAUCGAGAGACAUAUGAUUUUUUUUAAGCACAGCACUUGAGAGUGCAGACUAGGGGAUGAGUGUGUGUUCUGUUGGAAAACAUGCUUCUCUGUUAAAAGCAUUUUUUAAAAUAAACUGAUUUGUAGAUGUACCUCAUCUUAGAAGCAGCAGGUCCUUAAAAUA
Messenger RNA from Colius striatus (speckled mousebird), 4108 nucleotides. RefSeq names its product pleckstrin homology and RhoGEF domain containing G7 (gene PLEKHG7). Gene Ontology annotation, molecular function: guanyl-nucleotide exchange factor activity. The record is from RefSeq and is a predicted model, not a curated record. The transcript has 15 exons. Gene Ontology annotation, biological process: Rho protein signal transduction. NCBI's taxonomy places the organism in Eukaryota, Metazoa, Chordata, Aves, Coliiformes, Coliidae. Bases 335 to 2326 code for a protein of 663 amino acids.